Mustela erminea (ermine) is the source of this 2006-nucleotide messenger RNA. RefSeq names its product phosphoribosyl pyrophosphate amidotransferase (gene PPAT). The transcript has 11 exons. The coding region runs from base 164 to 1717 and encodes 517 amino acids. Gene Ontology annotation, biological process: purine nucleobase biosynthetic process; purine nucleotide biosynthetic process. The record is from RefSeq and is a predicted model, not a curated record. NCBI's taxonomy places the organism in Eukaryota, Metazoa, Chordata, Mammalia, Carnivora, Mustelidae. Gene Ontology annotation, molecular function: amidophosphoribosyltransferase activity.
GCUAAUCACGCUUACUUUGGGAAAGCGCGCGCCGCCGCAGUAGCGAGGGUCGAGCGGCUGGGGAGGAAGCGAGCCUCUGAGGCGUCCGGGCCGAGCGGGCAGCUGGUUGGUGCUCAGGCCCCUGCUGCGGCGGCAGGUCCCUCCACGUGCUUUCGGCGGCGACAUGGAGCUGGAGGAGUUGGGAAUCCGAGAGGAAUGUGGCGUAUUCGGGUGCAUCGCCUCAGGAGAGUGGCCCACGCAGCUAGAUGUGCCGCAUGUGAUCACUCUGGGACUCGUGGGGCUGCAACACCGGGGUCAGGAGAGUGCUGGUAUUGUGACCAGCGAUGGGAAUUCAGUACCAACAUUCAAAACACACAAGGGAAUGGGUCUUGUAAAUCAUGUCUUUACUCAAGACAAUUUGAAGAAAUUAUAUAUUUCAAACCUUGGAAUUGGACACACAAGAUACGCCACUACAGGAAACUGUGAAUUAGAAAAUUGUCAGCCCUUUGUUGUUGAAACACUUCAUGGGAAAAUAGCUGUGGCACAUAAUGGCGAAUUGGUAAAUGCUGCUCAAUUGAGAAAAAAGCUUCUGCGGCAUGGUAUUGGUUUGUCAACAAGUUCUGAUAGCGAAAUGAUUACCCAGUUACUGGCGUAUACACCUCCUCAGGAACAAGAUGGCACCCCAGAUUGGGUAGCAAGGAUUAAAAACCUAAUGAAGGAAGCACCCACAGCAUACUCCCUGCUUAUAAUGCACAGAGAUGUUAUUUAUGCAGUAAGAGAUCCUUACGGAAAUCGUCCUCUAUGCAUUGGACGUCUUAUGCCUGUAUCUGAUAUAAAUGAUAAAGAGAAAAAAUCUUCAGAAACAGAAGGAUGGGUGGUAUCUUCAGAAUCUUGUAGCUUUUUAUCAAUUGGUGCAAGAUAUUACCGUGAAGUCUUGCCUGGAGAAAUCGUGGAAAUAACCAAACGUAGUGUCCAAACUCUUGCUGUUAUACCAAGGUCUGAAGGAAACCCAGUGGCCUUUUGUAUCUUUGAAUAUGUUUAUUUUGCAAGACCAGAUAGUAUAUUUGAAGACCAGAUGGUUUACACAGUAAGAUAUCGUUGUGGUCAGCAGCUGGCAAUUGAAGCACCUGUGGAUGCAGAUUUGGUUAGCACUGUUCCGGAAUCUGCUACCCCUGCUGCUCUUGGUUAUGCAGCAAAGUGUGGGCUUCCAUACGUGGAAGUGCUGUGUAAAAACCGGUAUGUAGGAAGAACCUUUAUUCAACCAAACAUGAGGUUAAGACAACUUGGUGUUGCAAAAAAAUUUGGAGUAUUGUCGGACAACUUUAAAGGCAAAAGAAUUGUUCUUAUAGAUGAUUCAAUUGUAAGAGGCAAUACCAUCUCACCCAUAAUCAAAUUGCUCAAAGAAUCUGGCGCAAAAGAGGUACACAUUAGAGUAGCUUCACCACCAAUUAGAUAUCCAUGCUUUAUGGGAAUAAACAUACCAACAAAAGAAGAGCUUAUUGCCAAUAAACCUGAAUUUGAACAUCUUGCAAAAUAUCUGGGAGCAAACAGUGUUGUAUAUCUGUCAGUGGGAGGACUGGUUUCAUCUGUACAAGAAGGGGUAAAGUUUAAAAAACAGAAAGUGGAAAAGCAGGAUAUUAUGAUUCAAGAGAAUGGGAAUGGUCUGGAAUGCUUUGAAAAGAAUGGUCAUUGUACAGCUUGUCUCACUGGAAAAUACCCUGUGGAAUUGGAAUGGUAGCUGGUAGGGACAGAUACGAUUUUCUAAGAUACAAAGUUGGUCAAGAAGUUUUAGUGGUGGUUAACACCCUAUCCAUUUACUGUUACUCCCUUGAAAUGAUGUAAAAUGCCACAUGCUUACGUUUACCUUUAUAAGUUUUGAGAUUUCUGAGAAAAGUACCAAAGUGCUUUCUUUAACAAUCCUAGAUAAAUAUUUUGGUGUUAUCUAGGAAUUUGGAUGAUCCUUUCAGUUUUUAUUUCGUAGUUUAGUACUUUGAGGCUACCACUUCUGAGAUCAUAUACAUUUAAUU